Messenger RNA from Lachancea nothofagi CBS 11611, 2370 nucleotides. NCBI's taxonomy places the organism in Eukaryota, Fungi, Ascomycota, Saccharomycetes, Saccharomycetales, Saccharomycetaceae. The record is from the annotation of a GenBank genome assembly.
AUGCAAAUCACUAGAGCUGGCACACUUUUUCUACUAUGCUGCUUCGACCUCUGCUUUGCUUCUUCAUUUCAACGGUUCUCGUUCAACAAGCAAGAGCUGGAGCACUACCGCUUGGAGACCAGAAACCUCUUCUACCAUGGAUAUGACAACUACAUGCAGCUGGCGUAUCCUCACGACGAGCUGUACCCCAUCAAAUGCUGUGAAAGGACUCGGAAUUUCCAAGACGAAGCUGACGUAGUGCGAAACGAUGCCAUGGGCAACUACUCGAGCACUAUGGUCGAUUCGCUGACCACUUUGGCGAUACUCGGCGAUAAAGCACGAUUCCGCGAAGCCAUCAACCUUAUUCGGACCGACCUCGAUCCAGACUUCAAGAUAAACACAACUGUACAAGUCUUCGAGACCACGAUAAGAAUAUUGGGCGGACUCCUGUCGGCACAUCUGUACGCUACCGAUCCAAGCAAGAAGGUUUAUCUGGGAAGCGAAUACGAUGGCUUUCUUUUACAGAGAGCGCGAAACUUGGCAGAUAGAUUACUGCCGGCCUAUUUGACUAAAACCGGUCUACCGCUACCAAGAAUUAAUUUGGCGAAUGCCUAUCACAACGUUACUCCCAAAAUUCUAGAAGAGAACAAUGCCGCAGCCAUGGCUUGUCCCAUGUUUGAGUUUACGCUUCUGUCUUAUUUGACUCACGAUGAUAAAUAUCAACAGGUUACCAGAUAUGCAUUUGAUAAAGUUUGGGCUCAAAGAAGUGAGCUGGACCUUAUACCCAUGUCCUUUAGCCCCCAUAACCAAAUGGCCUUUAAUCAUUACACUGGUACUGGAGCAUCGAUCGAUUCCUUUUACGAAUACGCUUUGAAAGGCGCCAUCCUGUUUCAAGAUGAUCAACUAUGGGAGGUUUGGCAAAGUUCCUAUUAUGCGCUUCGUAAGCAUUCCAAGGAUGAUUGGUUCUUCGCCAAUGUCGACCUGAGUAGAGGACAAGUGGUCUACCCUUGGAUCGAUUCUCUAAGCGCAUUCUUUCCAGGUUUACAAGUCCUAGCCGGUGAUGUACAAGACGCCCAGCAGAAGCAUUUGCUAUUUUUAAAACUUUGGAACAAUUACGCGGGAAUUCCAGAAAGGUGGGUCUUUCAGCCCCAAACAGCAGACACUUUGGCCAACAUUUCAGAGGUACCAUUGCCCUGGUACCCACUCCGACCAGAGUUUGUGGAAACAACGUAUUUUUUGUAUCGGGCUACCAAAGAUGUGUUCUACCUGAAGGUUGCUUGGACUAUUUUGCAGGACAUCAAGACUUUCUACCGAACGAAAUGCGGAUUUGCAGGACUUCAGGAUGUUACUACGGGGCAGUUGCAAGAUCGCAUGGAGACUUUUGUGCUCAGUGAAACCUUCAAAUACUUGUAUUUGAUAUUUGAUGUCGAUAAUGAACUGCAUACGGAUUCCAGUAAUGUCGUAUUUAGUACUGAAGCUCACCCAAUGUGGCUUAGAAGCUCGGAUUUCGAAUCAUAUCGUUCUCAAAAACAAUUUAACGAUACCCUGUAUCGCGAUCAUUUAACUCAUUGUCGGCACAGAGACGUCGCCGCUCGAAAAUCCAGUCUCGAUCAGUUUUUCGAGGGCAUCUCUCGCUACGUCUUCCACAGAUCCGAACAGCCUCGCAUCAACUCAAGUUUGGAAUUUGAGACAGAUGCUGACUUAGUUUCUAUGGAUCAGGCAUCCUGUACAAUAUCCGCGAGUAACGAUAUUCGUUCAGAAUUUUCUUACUCCCAUAUGCUAAGCGAAUUCGAUCGUCUCUUUGAGGUCGACCAUUUAUUCGCCGAGACGCUACGUAAGCCAACUAGAUUUUUGGAUCGUGGCCCGAUGGAGUUAGAACCUGAUUUCUACAGGCUAUGGUGUCGGAAUUCCAAAAGAAACCCCAAAUGUCGUGUUCUGCCAACAACGGAAUCUUUCGAAGUAAUAUUUGAAUUGGAUAGCAGUUUCGCCAAGAGACGAGUGCCGCUUAAUCGAUAUUCGAGUCUGGCCAAUUUGACAAUUGCAAACUUGGCCGGCAUACGGAUGCAAAUAGAGACUCUGUAUGACGGCGCAAUUGAUAUUUAUGGUGAGCUAGUCGAAGCCCAAAAUAUCGCGCACGUUCCGCGAGAAAACGUGUAUGGUGCAAUGACGUGUCCUGCAACCGUCACUGGCGCGGUGCGUUCGAGCGUCAUGGUUCCGACAAUAUAUCGUGCAACAGCUGUGGAUGGUGUUCCACUUGCGUUGAAUGCUACUGUGCGCAUCAGCUCACUACCGAGCUUUGGGAAGGCACUUACUGGUAUUCUCGGGGUAAACAGCGAUAACAUGCUGCUGUUGGAUGAUGUUCCGGUGAUGAACGUGAUUUUUGCAGUUUAA